AUGGACACUGCGGAGAAUACGCAGCACCACUUCCGAUCCUCCGUCAUGCGCCCUCACAGCAACCUCCCACGACCAGGCGCCUUCGCCUCUGGCCUCUCCGAAAUGAACGAAGCGCAAAGCAACGCGCGCGCGCACCCGUCCAUGAUACCGCCGCCGGGCGCAUCCAAGAUUGGCUCCCUCAACAGCGCCAUGAACCUGAAGAGGGAGGUCCCCAAGCCAGGUUGGUCUUACUACCCUCCCGGCUUGCGCUGGCAUGACUGGUUGCGGCUGCUGACCGUGCCUUCUACAGCUGAGCAUUCGGCUACCAAGCACCACAAGACCCUCGCCGAGAGGGCAGGCGAAUACCCGGCGAAGCCAUCCUCGGCGGCGGCAGGCGCGGGUGCUUCUGGUAUCGCCAGGGCCCCUUCUGUCAGGCGGGUGCCCGGGUCGACAUUGGCAGAGACCUCGAAAUGGAACGACGACAUCACGAUACAAUCAGAGCAGCAGCUUCUCCGCGAGCGCGAGCGUCGGCCCCCGAGGCCAUGA
Molecule: messenger RNA, 525 nt
Organism: Colletotrichum fioriniae
Lineage: Eukaryota; Fungi; Ascomycota; Sordariomycetes; Glomerellales; Glomerellaceae
Source: RefSeq, a predicted model, not a curated record